Molecule: messenger RNA, 633 nt
Organism: Vigna umbellata (rice bean)
Lineage: Eukaryota; Viridiplantae; Streptophyta; Magnoliopsida; Fabales; Fabaceae
Source: RefSeq, a predicted model, not a curated record
UUCAAGAUAAAGAUGGUUUACAUUUUUGUUCUCUUGGCUCUUCUAUCAUCCACUUCCGAUGCGGCUGUCAAUGAUUUCUGCGUAGCAGACUUAAAGGGUCCAGAUAGUCCUUCAGGUUAUCAGUGCAAGCCACCGAAAUCCGUCACAGUGGAUGACUUUGUGUUUUCUGGCUUUGUAGCUGGAAACACCACAAACAUUUUCCGUGCUGCAUUAACCUCUGCAGUUGUCACUGAUUUUCCAGGUGUGAAUGGUCUUGGUGUUUCCGCAGCACGGAUAGACAUAGAAAAAGGUGGAUCAGUACCAAUGCACACACACUCUGGUGCCACUGAACUUUUGAUAAUGGUGAAAGGUCAAAUCACAGCUGGUUUUAUGACACCAUUUGCAGUUUAUACGAAAACACUGAAACCAGGAGAUGUUAUGGUUUUCCCACAAGGGCAACUGCAUUUUCAAGUGAAUUCUGGAAAGAGAAAAGCCACUGCUUUUCUGGCUUUCAGUAGCGCAAACCCUGGAGUACAAUUGCUUGACCUUAUAUUGUUUGGUAACGACUUACCUUCUGCCUUGAUUGCAGAAACGACCUUCCUUGAAGUUGGCCAAGUGAAGAAGGUUAAGGGACGAUUCGGUGGCAGAGGCUAG